Molecule: messenger RNA, 1840 nt
Organism: Dipodomys ordii (Ord's kangaroo rat)
Lineage: Eukaryota; Metazoa; Chordata; Mammalia; Rodentia; Heteromyidae
Gene: Pde9a
Product: phosphodiesterase 9A
Exons: 18
Coding region: 35-1537 (500 amino acids)
Biological process (GO): cGMP catabolic process
Molecular function (GO): 3',5'-cyclic-GMP phosphodiesterase activity
Source: RefSeq, a predicted model, not a curated record
GGUGUUCAGCAAGUACUGCAACUCCAGCGAUAUCAUGGACCUGUUCUGCAUCGCCACAGGCCUGCCCCGGAACACCACCAUCUCCCUUCUGACCACAGACGACGCCAUGGUCUCCAUCGACCCUACCAUGCCUGCAAACUCAGAACGAACUCCCUACAAAGUGAGGCCGGUGGCCGUGAAACAGCUGUCUGAGCGAGAAGAGCUAACCCAGGGCGUGCUGGCCCAGGUGGCGGAGCAGCUCUCCAGAGCAUUUAAAAUCAAUGAACUGAAAGCGGAAGUUGCAAAUCACCUGGCGGUGCUGGAGAAACGGGUAGAAUUGGAAGGACUUAAAGUAGUGGAGAUCGAGAAAUGCAAGAGUGACAUUAAAAAGAUGAGGGAGGAACUGGCCGCCAGAAGCAACAGGACCAGCUGCCCCUGUAAGUACAGUUUUUUCGAUAACAACAAAAAGUUGAAACCUCGGCGCGAUGUCCCCGCUUAUCCCAAGUACUUGCUCUCUCCGGAGACCAUCGAAGCCCUGCGGAAGCCCACCUUUGACGUCUGGCUUUGGGAGCCCAACGAGAUGCUGAGCUGCUUGGAGCACAUGUACCACGACCUGGGCCUCGUCCGGGACUUCCACAUCAACCCUGUCACGCUCCGGCGGUGGCUGCUGUGUGUGCAUGACAACUACCGGGACAAUCCCUUCCACAACUUCCGGCACUGCUUCUGCGUGACGCAGAUGAUGUACAGCAUGGUCUGGCUCUGCGGCCUCCAGGAGAAACUCUCCCAAAUGGACAUCCUGGUCCUGAUGACCGCAGCCAUCUGCCACGAUCUGGACCACCCGGGAUACAACAACACGUACCAGAUCAACGCUCGCACAGAGCUGGCCGUGCGCUACAACGACAUCUCACCCCUGGAGAACCACCACUGUGCCGUGGCCUUCCAGAUCCUGGCGCAGCCCGAGUGCAACAUCUUCUCCAGCGUCCCGCCCGAAGGCUUCAGGCAGAUCCGGCAGGGAAUGAUCGCGCUGAUUCUGGCCACUGACAUGGCACGCCAUGCGGAAAUCAUGGAUUCCUUCAAAGAAAAAAUGGAGAACUUUGACUAUAGCAACGAGGAGCACAUGACCCUGCUGAAGAUGAUCUUAAUAAAAUGCUGUGACAUCUCUAAUGAGGUCCGCCCCAUGGAGGUUGCAGAGCCAUGGGUUGACUGCUUAUUAGAAGAGUAUUUUAUGCAGAGUGACCGCGAGAAGUCAGAAGGCCUCCCCGUGGCCCCGUUCAUGGACCGCGACAAAGUGACCAAAGCUACAGCCCAGAUCGGGUUCAUCAAGUUUGUCCUCAUCCCCAUGUUUGAAACAGUGGCCAAGCUCUUCCCCGUGGUCAAGGAGCUCAUGCUGCAGCCGCUCUGGGAGUCCAGGGAUCACUACGAGGAGCUGAAGCAGCUGGACGACAAGGUGACGGAGUUACAGAAAAAAACGGAGAACUUGGCCUUGGAGAAUGCUGAAAAAUCCAGAGAGAAGAGCAGAGAGGUGAAACACGGCGCCGGCCACGCUCUUCCAAACUGAUGUCCCCACGCAUCGGCAGACUACGGAAGAAACUAGCAGAGCCGUCACAGGGCCGAGAAGAGCCAACGGAGACCGAGACCUUCUGUGCAGGGAACGGGCUUGGGGAGCCCUCCCCUGGGAACCGGCUCCGGCAGACCUCCUCGGCGGCCGAGGGACGUUCCUCUCCCACCAGGCACCCAACGCCACCGGAGCACGUUUUCUACAGCCGCUUUGGUCACCAAUGCAAAGGGUGGGGAGGGAAUUCGUGACGUUGUACAGAAUUUUUAUUUUUCAAUUGUCUUCUAAAUAAUAUAUUCUUCUACA